This is a messenger RNA of Exophiala oligosperma, 2141 nucleotides long. RefSeq lists its product as uncharacterized. The record is from RefSeq and is a predicted model, not a curated record. The transcript has a single exon. Gene Ontology annotation, cellular component: cytosol; COPI vesicle coat. Gene Ontology annotation, biological process: Golgi localization; endoplasmic reticulum to Golgi vesicle-mediated transport; retrograde vesicle-mediated transport, Golgi to endoplasmic reticulum. NCBI's taxonomy places the organism in Eukaryota, Fungi, Ascomycota, Eurotiomycetes, Chaetothyriales, Herpotrichiellaceae. Bases 119 to 1675 code for a protein of 518 amino acids.
GUUUAGGAGAAUCACAUACAUACAAAUCAACAAUUGUCCUGCCCUCACCUAUACUUCACUCACGCAAGUUGUUCCUCGAUUCUCUCCUCCUCGUUCCUCCUCGAAUAGUAUCUCCAUCAUGGUCGUGCUCGCAGCGUCCAUCUGCACGCGAGGCGGCAAACCCCUCCUGUCUCGCCAAUUCAGAGAAAUCCAAAAGUCCAGAGUCGAAGCCCUUCUGGCCUCAUUUCCCAAACUCGCAGACAGUUCCACCCAGCAUACCACGGUCGAGCAGGAGAACGUUCGAUUUGUCUACCAACCUCUAGACGAGCUCUACCUCGUCCUCAUCACCAAUAAACAGUCCAACAUUCUACAAGACAUUGACAGCCUGCACCUCUUCGGACAGGUGGUCACUUCGAUAUGCAAGAAACCCGACGAACGCGAGAUCCUCCGCAAUGCCUUCGAGUUGCUCAGCGCCUUCGACGAACUCGUCACCAUGGGAUACCGGGAGAACUUGUCCCUGAACCAAAUCAAGACCUUCCUCGAAAUGGAGUCGCAUGAAGAGCGCAUCCAAGAGAUCAUUGCAAGGAAUAAAGAGCUAGAGGCCUCCGAAGAGCGUAAACGAAAAGCCAAACAACUCGAGCUCCAGCGGAAAGAAGCAGCCCGCUCUGCUGCGUACGGACGCGGUAUUCCUCCCAAGAUGCCUCAACAACCCACCUACACGCCCCCCACCCAGCCCAACACGUACGACACCUACGAAGCCGAGAAGAACAAGGUCUCGUCCAAAUUCACCGCCUCUCGCGCGACCAAGGGCAUGCAACUGGGCAAGAAGUCCAAGACCUCCAACGCCUUUGCCAAAGUCCAAGAGGAACUCGGCCCUGAGCCCGAGACCUCGUUGGUCGAAGACCUCCCAGACCGCACCCGCCCCUCCACCUCGACCACGACCCAUGACCACACAACGACCUCCACGCACGCCAACCCCGUCGUCAUCUCCAUAUCCGAGACACUCUCCGCCAAACUCUCCCGCGAAGGCGCCCUGCGGUCGUUCGAGGUGAAGGGCGACCUGCAACUCAAGAUUGCCGACCCGGCGCUGACCAAACUCGCCCUGCGGGUUUCGGCGGACGAGGGGCCGCUGAGGGCCCAAUUCCGCACGCACCCCAACGUGGACAAGAACCUCUUCAACACCUCGCGGACGAUCCAACUCAAAGACACGACCAAGCGAUUCCCGUCGAACAACAGCAUCGGCGUACUGCGCUGGCGCGCGACCGCUCCCGCGGACACGCCGGACAUCCUCCCUCUGACGUUCACCGCGUGGGUCAACAAGUCGGACGACACCUACACCAUCACGGUCGAGUACGAGCUGACCAACACGGACAUGACCCUGCGUGAUGUCAGCGUCACGAUCCCUUACUCCUCGUCCGAACCCGCCGUGAGCAGUUUCGACGCCAUGUACCAGGUCACGGGCGACAGCCUGGAGUGGACCAUCGGCACCAUCGACGCGGACAAUGCGAGCGGAAGCUUCGAGUUCGAGGCCCAGGCCGACGACGACGGCGACUUCUUCCCGAUGACGGUGUCGUUUGAGAUGACGAAACCCUUUGUGGAGGUUGAUGUCCUGGCCGCGAGACUGCUCGAGAUGGACGAGGACGUCGACUUUGAAAAGAUCGUCAAGGCCAAUGCCGAUGGGUUCAUGAUUGAAUAAAAACACUGCUCAAGGUAGAGAAAAGGGGGGGGGGAUUUCCUCCAAAAGGGGCGAGGAAAUGCCGCCAUGUGGCUGAUAACUGAGGCAAAUGCGCAUGAUUGUGAGACUUUUUUGGAUUUUUUGAAGUCCCGAGUACUUUUAGAGAUUCAAGAAUAAGAAAAAAGGUCACUCGGGAUACAUACACUCUUACGGUCUAUCGUACGAUUCCGACGAGAGUACUCACUUGUGCGAGUAGGGGCAUCAUGAUCUCGUCACUGCGCUUUCUCCCUUCUCUCUGCUUUACAUUGCUUUGCUUCGCCUUGUGUAUCUGGCUGUACCUACAUACCCCGUAGGAAAUACGAAGCUCGGUUCACUCAGGAUUGUACACGUAAGCCACCACCGACGCACAGAGUCACUCGCGACCAAAGAUCGCAAUUCCAUCAGGUUCCUAUUGUAGGUAAAGAUGUUUAUUUUUUCCCCAAAUGAC